AUGGGAAGUGCAUCAUUGCCGCCGGGAUUUCGAUUCCAUCCGACUGAUGAAGAACUGGUUGGGUAUUAUCUUAAAAGGAAAAAUGAGGGACUUGAAAUUGAGCUGGAAGUCAUUCCAGUAAUUGAUUUAUACAAAUUUGAUCCAUGGGAGCUGCCAGAAAAAUCAUUCCUGCCAAAGCGCGACAUGGAGUGGUUCUUUUUCUGCUAUCGAGACAAGAAGUAUCCAAAUGGAUCUCGAACUAAUCGAGCCACUAAAUCUGGAUACUGGAAGGCUACAGGAAAAGAUCGGAAAGUUGUCUGUGAGUCCCAAGGGUACCGCAAGACCUUGGUUUUCUAUCGCGGACGAGCACCACUUGGGGAUAGAACAGAUUGGAUUAUGCAUGAGUAUCGACUCUGUGAUGAUGUUUCCAACGACACCCCAAGUUUUCAGGGGUCUUUUGCCUUGUGUCGCAUUGUCAAAAAGAACGGAAACAUAGAGAGAACUUAUGCUCAUGGAGAUGCUACGCUUAAGCCGGCUGGAAAUGGUUCUAGCAGUAGUGAUCCUUUCACCUCAAGUGCUGUAUCAAAUGAACCAGCGGUGACUUCUAGUAACAUGCCUUUUCAAACCAUUGACGUGUGUAACGAGAGUAAUCAUCCAAUUCACUUUACUUCUCAAUAUCCGGUAGAACCUAUCGAGGGAUAUGAUCCAUCCACAAGCCUGUGGGGCUCGCCUAAUAUAGUUCUUGAUUCUUAUAAGGAAUGCUAUCCACAGUAUGACCAGUUUCCGUACCUGGGUUCACGGCCUUCAGACGAGCAACAUAAUAUCUCACAAAGUUCAUCUUACUCAAGUUUUAGAGAGGAGGUUGGACUUUCAGAUGAUCUAACUCAGUAUGGAUGCAUCUCACCUUACUCGUUUCAUGAAAACUACGAUGGACAUCCAAGCAAAUGA
Messenger RNA from Fraxinus pennsylvanica, 927 nucleotides. NCBI's taxonomy places the organism in Eukaryota, Viridiplantae, Streptophyta, Magnoliopsida, Lamiales, Oleaceae. The record is from the annotation of a GenBank genome assembly.